Messenger RNA from Pterocles gutturalis (yellow-throated sandgrouse), 1962 nucleotides. Its product is annotated as formin-binding protein 1-like. The record is from RefSeq and is a predicted model, not a curated record. Gene Ontology annotation, molecular function: protein binding. Gene Ontology annotation, biological process: signal transduction; endocytosis. Lineage: Eukaryota; Metazoa; Chordata; Aves; Pterocliformes; Pteroclidae.
AUGGAGUUCUCUUUUGCCAAACUUGACCUAGUGAGGCCAUUGAAACAGUCCAGCAGAUCCAUCUGUGAGAUAACAGACCCAGCUGAGGCAGCUACCUGGAGCUAUUUGCAGGACCAGUUUGACAACUUAGAAAAACACACGCAAUGGGGUAUUGAUGUUCUGGAAAAAUACAUCAAGUUUGUAAAGGAAAGAACAGAGAUUGAACUCAGCUAUGCAAAGCAGCUUAGGAAUCUUUCAAAAAAAUACCAACCCAAAAAGAACUCCAAAGAAGAGGAAGAAUACAGGUACACAUCAACUAGAGCCUUCCUAGCCACUUUAAAUGAAAUGAAUGACUAUGCCGGACAGCAUGAGGUCAUUUCAGAGAACAUGACCUCUCUUAUCACUGGAGAGUUAACACGCUAUGUGCAGGAGCUGAAACAAGAGAGGAAAUCGCACUUCCACGAUGGCAGAAAGGCACAACAACAUAUUGAAACUUGCUGGAAACAACUUGAAGCAAGUAAAAGGCGAUUCGAACGUGACUGCAAAGAAGCUGACCGAGCACAGCAGUAUUUUGAGAAAAUGGAUGCUGACAUCAAUGUUACAAAAGCAGAUGUUGAAAAGGCAAGACAGCAAGCCCAGCUGAGACAUCAGAUGGCAGAAGACAGCAAAGCGGAAUAUUCUUCCACUCUACAGAAGUUCAACAGCGAGCAGCAUGAUCAUUACUACACACACAUACCAAACAUCUUCCAGAAAAUACAAGAGAUGGAGGAAAGAAGAAUCGUGAGGAUAGGCGAAUCCAUGAAAACUUUCGCAGAAGUCGACCGCCAAGUGAUCCCUAUCAUUGGAAAGUGUCUGGAUGAAAUAACAAAGGCUGCAGAAUCGAUUGAUCACAAGAAUGAUUCACAGCUGGUAAUAGAAGCCUUUAAAUCAGGGUUCGAGCCUCCAGGAGAUAUCGACUUCGAGGACUUCACGCAGCCGAUGAAGCGGACUAUCUCAGAAUCUAGCCUUUCCAACUCCAGAGGGGAUGGGAAGUAUGAGCCGAAGUUUGGUGGCAAAUCCAAGGGCAAGUUAUGGCCGUUCAUCAAGAAAAAUAAGCUUAUGUCCCUUUUAACAUCCCCCCAUCAGCCCCCUCCCCCUGCCUCUGCCUCACCCUCUGCUGUUCCCAACGGCCCCCAGUCUCCCAAGCAGCAAAAGGAACCCCUCUCCCAUCGCUUCAACGAGUUCAUGACCUCCAAACCCAAAAUCCACUGCUUCAGGAGCCUAAAGCGCGGGCUUUCUCUCAAGCUGGGAGCAGGGCCGGAGGACUUCAGCCAUCUCCCACCUGAGCAAAGAAGAAAGAAACUUCAGCAAAAAGUUGAUGAACUGAACAAAGACAUUCAGAAGGAGAUGGAUCAAAGAGAUGCCUUAACGAAAAUGAAAGAUGUUUAUAUCAAGAACCCACAGAUGGGAGAUGCAGCGAGUGUGGACCAGAGAUUAGCAGAACUUGGACAGAACAUUGAAAAGUUACGAUUAGAAGUUCAGAAGUUUGAGGGCUGGCUGGCCGAGGUGGAGGGCAGGUUACCCAUGCGGACUGAGCAGGCUCGGCGGCAGAGCGGACUGUACGAAGCCCAGAACACGUCAGCAGUGAACAGCUGCGCGCAGGACCGGGAGAGCCCGGAUGGCAGUUACACAGAAGAGCAAAGUCAGGAGACUGAGAUGAAAGUACCUGCAACGGAUUUUGAUGAUGAAUUUGAUGAUGAAGAACCACUACCCACCAUAGGAACAUGUAAAGCGCUCUAUACAUUUGAAGGUCAGAAUGAAGGAACAAUUUCUGUAGCAGAAGGAGAAAUGCUCUAUGUAAUAGAAGAAGACAAAGGUGACGGGUGGACACGAAUCCGAAGGAACGAAGAUGAGGAGGGCUAUGUCCCUACGUCGUAUGUUGAAGUCUAUUUGGACAAAAAUGCCAAAGAUGUGUACAAAUCACUUCAGAAAAUCUCUGAGUAG